GAUCAUUCUUUGGUCUGGAGUCUGGACUAUACAUGAUAUAUGUAUUAUAUCAUCAUCACAAUAUGAUUAUUUUUCUUCUUCUCACAAGGCGCUUCCGAUGCACAGAUGGCGGCAAUGAAGCAGCAGGCUCCGGAGAGCGUGCAGGGGAGGAAGGAGUUCCUGGUGGAGGUGCUGAUGCUGACGGUGCUCAGCCAGCCUAACUUCGUCAGCCUGGUCGGCUUCUGUGCGCAGGGGGACAAGCGCCUGCUAUUGCUUUCAAAGGUGGGGCAUGGGCUCAGAGGUGAGGCCACUAGCGGUUCAACUUUGCACAUACAAGAAAAUAAAAUCAAGGCACAAAUUGGACGGACAAAUGUUGAUAGAGGAGGAGAACACCAUGCAAUAAAAAGAAACACCCAAGCGCAGAUCUGUUUCAACGCAGACGGUACCUGAUGCUAAUAUAAUUUGCCGGCGUAGCAGCGAUCCAUCCAACACGGCAAGAGAUACCUAGGCACUCGGUG
Molecule: messenger RNA, 497 nt
Organism: Triticum aestivum (bread wheat)
Lineage: Eukaryota; Viridiplantae; Streptophyta; Magnoliopsida; Poales; Poaceae
Product: probable serine/threonine-protein kinase PBL5
Exons: 4
Coding region: 106-429 (107 amino acids)
Source: RefSeq, a predicted model, not a curated record